Molecule: messenger RNA, 1286 nt
Organism: Cololabis saira (Pacific saury)
Lineage: Eukaryota; Metazoa; Chordata; Actinopteri; Beloniformes; Belonidae
Gene: pop5
Product: POP5 homolog, ribonuclease P/MRP subunit
Exons: 5
Coding region: 98-601 (167 amino acids)
Biological process (GO): tRNA 5'-leader removal
Cellular component (GO): ribonuclease P complex
Molecular function (GO): ribonuclease P RNA binding
Source: RefSeq, a predicted model, not a curated record
GGUAACAUUACCAAGCGCACCCAGCAUCGCCAUUCAUGUCCGGGAGCGGAGAAAACGCGUGUUGUUGACGGAAGUUCCUGCGAGAGAGGUGGCCGCCAUGGUGCGUGUGAAGUCGAGGUAUCUGUUGUGCGAGGUGAACGUGUCCGAGAGCAGUGAGUUGUUGUCCCUGGACGACCGCGCCGUCACGGCGGCGGUGAAGGCGGCCGUGGCUCGGCUGCACGGGGACUACGGAGCGGCGCUCUGCAGCAUCAGAGUGCACGUGAAAUAUCUGAACGCUCAUACUGGAAUCGUGCUGCUACGUUUUCCCAAAAGGAGUUACAAACUCCUCUGGUCUGCUCUGCCAUUCAUUACCAGCAUUGAGAACCGUGGCAAAAGAAUUUCGUGUUUUCUGAAUUGUUUGCAUGUGGGAGGGACAAUCAGAACAUGUCAGAAGUUUUUAAUCCGAUAUAACACCCAGCAGCUCCAUCGACUACUCCCUAAAUGUAAAAAUGAAGAUGAACGACAGCAGGUCCGCUCAGAAAUCCUGAAGUGCUCUCUAUCAGGUCAGACCAAGGAGCUAUUUGAGGAUGAUUCAGAUGAGGAAGAUGAUGAGGAAGAGUGAUCUCGCAUCAAAUUCUGCCUGGAUGCUUGGUUGAGCUUAUUUUGGUAAUGUUACUGUUUUGAAAAGCAAUAUAAAGUCUUAAGUGUGACUUAUUUAUUAUUCAGUUGUAGUACACCACACGUAGAUUACUAUUUUGAAGGAUUAUGAGUGAGUGGGGUGGAUCUGACUGAGACAUUAGAGAUGUAUUCAACAAGAGCGAGGCUAUAUAUAUAUAUAUACACAUUAUAUUUAUAUAUAUAUAUAUAAUUAUUAUUUUUUUUUUAUUAUACCAACAACUUUACAAACAAGACAUGAAACCAGGCAUCUUAGUAUAAAUCAGUAGACUCUCAUACUGUAUGAGAGUCUGUUUCUAGCGUGUGUAGUCUGACCACACAGCUGUGAGCUCAUGUAAACUAACUUUGUCAGGUAUUUUUACAUUUAAAUGCAGCCUAAAAGAUAAAAACCACACAGUUAUUACUUUACUACUUAUGAAUGCCAUAGUUUGUAAAGCUGUAAGAGUUUAAGCACUCAGCUGAAAAGAACUGAUUUCAUGGUGGAAAUAUGUACAGCUUGUGAAUGGUCAAAAUCUUCAUGGUGCAUUCAGCACAGAUUGUAAACUACCAAAUGUAUAUUUUCUAAUAGCUAUGAUUGCUGUUGAAAACAGUUCCAUGUAUUUCAUUGUUUCCUUUCAAAUAAAUACAUCUGU